Messenger RNA from Trachymyrmex cornetzi, 2484 nucleotides. RefSeq names its product sprouty signaling antagonist (gene sty). NCBI's taxonomy places the organism in Eukaryota, Metazoa, Arthropoda, Insecta, Hymenoptera, Formicidae. The record is from RefSeq and is a predicted model, not a curated record. Gene Ontology annotation, biological process: multicellular organism development; animal organ development; negative regulation of MAP kinase activity. Gene Ontology annotation, cellular component: membrane; cytosol. The coding region runs from base 1 to 1890 and encodes 629 amino acids. The transcript has a single exon.
AUGUUUUCAGGUGGGGAUGAAGCGCGUGUCGCGAGGGCGAGAGGAAGCGGACGCGGAGCAUUACCGAGCCCCAUCCUCGCUAAUGGAACGCUCUCGUCGAGAGUGUCACCACCUCGCGCGGGCUGGGCAGUGCGGACUACCGAGGCGACACUUACCCCAACGUCAAGUCAGCGUCCAUCGGUUCCAGAUACAUCGUCGACGUCCGUCGAACGAUGGGCUAGCGAGCGGACGGCACCGGUUUGGUCGGGUCGUGCCGCAGCGUCGUUGUCAGCAGCAGCAGCAACGGCAACAAACACACGAGGAGAAUCGUUCUCCGCAGCGGAUCGAGGACCAGCUAGCACAGCUGGUAUCCGUCUCGAGCAUCGUCGGAUCGAGGAGAGGAAGGAGUUGGAGGCGACGAAGAAGGUGGAACAUUGGCAACAGCAACAGUGUCAGGAUCAACAGCAGCGACGUCAUCUCCAGACGUCAGCAGCGACGCAAAGUCCAGGAGCAGCAGGACGAUUAGAAUUGAGCGGUCGGCCGAUGUCGCGUAACGAUGCGAUAUCGCCGCUCACGCGGCCUCCCUCCUCGCGAACAAACAUUACCGGGGACGGCAACGACGACUGUAUCAGCGGCGCCGGCGAAGACGCGGCGGACUCGCGUCUCGUCCAUAUCGAGACGCGCGUACAUGAUCACAGUCGGCCGUUUCCGCCGCCGCGGUUGCCGCUCGUGCACAUGACGACGAUGCCGUCCGUGCCGCCACCGCCACCGCCACCACCGGCGUCGCAAUCGGUACCCGGGUCUCCGACGCUCCGCGUCGCGCCUCUCACCAUGCCUCUGACGCCGUUAUCGAGUUCCUUCCGUAGCAGGCCGUCCCUGCGUCGCCCGCAGAAUGUAGAGACGUCACCGAGCGACGCGAAUUCCAGGAGUCUGCUGUCACCUUCGUCCACGGACACGACGAUAACGGCGAUAACGACGAUCGCAACGUCGCCCAGGAGUCCGAUCGGCGAGGUGAGCCUUGCCACGCCACGACCGGAUGGCGAGAGGACCAUCAACGAGUACGUCGAGACGCCGUUCAAGAACUCGCGUUGCAGUCAGGAACGACGCCUCGAUGCCGAUAGCAAGACGGCCGGCGACUGUCCGAAGAACGAGAGGAGGCAUCAUCAUCACCACCACCAUCAUCACCACCAUAGAGGUCACGAUGAUUCCACGGUGGUGCCAACGCAUCGGGGACGCGGUCGUGCGAGGAAUCAAAGUCUACGCGGUUUCAGCGGUUCGGCAACCGGUGGUUCUCCUGUCGCCACGUCGACGAACACGGCGGCAGCGAAUGCCGUCACGAAGCAGCCGGUCUCCUUCACCAAGGAACCGGCCAACACGCUUGGCACGAGGGCCUACGAUCCGGCUGGCCUAUCGAUCAUAUGCGAUUUUUGCGGUAGAUGCCGAUGCGAAUCGUGCCGGGAACCACCUCCGCUGCCUAGUAAGUGGCUCUGUGACAAUACGUGCCUCUGCUCGGCAGAGACCGUCCUAGAUUACGCAUCGUGCCUGUGUUGCGUCAAGGGUCUCUUCUACCACUGCGUGGAUAGCGGCAGCGGCGGUGGCGUCGAUAGCAGCAUGGACGGCGAGGCCGCGACGAGUUGCGCGGACGAGCCGUGCUCUUGCACCGGUAACCGCAUGGCAUCCAGAUGGGCCUGUCUAGGCGCCCUAUCCCUGGUGAUGCCCUGUCUAUUGUGCUACUGGCCUCUUCGGGGUUGCGUUACCCUCUGCGAGGCUUGUUACGCGCGUCAUGCUGCACAAGGCUGCCGGUGUAAUCCAAAUGCGACCGGUAGCAGGCAUCAUCCCAUCACCAGCGAUAUUGGAGACUCGAGGGACCCGGAGAAGAGGCUGUUGGAUCCGGUCACGCCGGAGCUUUGAGCGGAAACCUAUCCACACGUGGAAGAAACGCCGCGUGUUUCCUCAAUGAUCAGAAGAUCAAGAAAUUUAGAAACAUAGGGCCCCGCCCUGAUGGACAUAUUGGACGUGUGUGGGGGUGGGGUCAGAGGGAGCAAAAGUGAAUUACAUCAAGUACAAGAGUUGCAUUUAAGUCGAGGAGAACGAUAUCGGAUUUUGACGAACUUGUACGUUUGACGUCGCGAAUGUCUUUAUUUAUUAUUCUUCCAUGAAAUGUGCGUAUGUGUGCGAGUACUUGUGUGUUUACGUCUUGAUGCGUUUCUGCGUGAGAGAGAGAGAGAGAGAGAGAGAGAGAGAGAGAGAGAGAGAAUAUGAGAGAGAGAGAGAGUGAGUGAGAGAAAGAAAGAAAGCAGUGUACGAAAGAGGCGAAGAUGUGCCUGUACGCGCGUGUGUUUGUGCGUGUUUUUGCGUGCGCGAACGGUAGAGAGGAAUGAAGUACGCGGAGUAGCGUAUCGUCCAGACAUACCACUUACGCAUAGAUAACUCUAUACAUAAUGAAUUAUACGCAUUGUACCACGCGCCGAGCGAAAUCGAACGAAUGGUAAUAUAUCGGGGUCU